This is a messenger RNA of Balaenoptera musculus (blue whale), 6789 nucleotides long. It is a transcript of the gene PTPN3, whose product is annotated as protein tyrosine phosphatase non-receptor type 3. The coding region runs from base 455 to 3289 and encodes 944 amino acids. The record is from RefSeq and is a predicted model, not a curated record. The transcript is spliced from 29 exons. Gene Ontology annotation, biological process: protein dephosphorylation. NCBI's taxonomy places the organism in Eukaryota, Metazoa, Chordata, Mammalia, Artiodactyla, Balaenopteridae. Gene Ontology annotation, molecular function: protein tyrosine phosphatase activity; cytoskeletal protein binding. Gene Ontology annotation, cellular component: cytoskeleton; cytoplasm; cytoplasmic side of plasma membrane.
CCUACCUGGGCGCCCCGCGCCCCCAGAUGCUGCAGCUUUCCCCCCAAAAGAGAGGCUUCCUCCAGGGAUAGUGAGCCUGCUGUCUCUGCAGGAAUACAGGCGGACGCCGGGCCAUGGCUUGGCAGGGACGCUAGAGAGGAGGACAGAACAUUUGGUGAGGGGCAAGGCUCAGCCUGCACGUCCCUCCCGACACUGAGUGCCUUCUCCAACUGCAGCUCUGACUUCCCAGGCCUAGGGGCCCAAGAAUAAGACACCCAGGUUCCUCUUCCAGCCCUAGUUCUGAGAUCAGAACCGAGUCGCCGGUCUUUGGCAGAGGCACGGAAGCUGCUGGCAUUGGGGACCCAGGCACAAGAGGAUGGGCAUUGAAUGACUAGAAGGUGCAGAGAAGGACUUGGAUGCAGAGAGACCAGCCAGGAAACCAGCAUCGAGGGAGUCUGGUUAUUCAACGAUAGUUAUGACCUCCCGGUUACGUGCGUUCGGUGGAAGAAUUAAUAACAUACGCACCUCAGAAUUACCCAAAGAGAAAACUCGAUCCGAAGUCAUCUGCAGCGUCUGCUUUCUAGAUGGCUUGGUACAGACCUUUAAAGUUAAUAAACAAGAUACUGGUCAAGUUCUCCUGGAUAUGGCUUACAACUACUUGGGCGUGACCGAAAAGGAGUAUUUUGGUUUGCAGCACAGUGAUGACUCAGUGGACUCUCCUAGAUGGCUUGAAGCAAGCAAACCCAUCAGGAAGCAGUUAAAAGGAGGUAUCCCCUGUACCCUGCAUUUUCGAGUAAGAUUUUUUAUACCUGAUCCCAACACACUGCAGCAAGAACAAACCAGGCAUUUGUAUUUCUUACAACUGAAGAUGGAUAUUUGUGAAGGAAGGUUAACCUGCCCUCUUAACUCAGCGGUGGUUCUAGCAUCCUAUGCAGUACAGUCUCAUUUUGGAGACCGUGAUUCUUCCAUUCAUCCUCCGGGCUAUCUUUCUGAUAGUCAGUUCAUACCGAAUCAGAAUGAGGACUUUUUAGCAAAGGUGGAGGCGCUCCAUGAGCAGCACAGUGGGCUAAAACAAUCAGAAGCGGAAUCUUGCUUUAUCAACAUAGCACGGACCCUCGACUUCUAUGGAGUGGAGCUGCACAGUGCUAGGGAUCUGCACAAUUUAGAUCUAAUGAUUGGAAUUGCUUCCGUGGGCAUCGCUGUGUACCGAAAAUAUAUUUGCACAAGUUUCUAUCCUUGGGUGAACAUUCUAAAAAUUUCUUUCAAAAGGAAAAAAUUCUUUAUACAUCAGCGACGAAAACAGACUGAAUCCAGGGAACACAUAGUGGCCUUCAACAUGUUAAAUUACCGAUCUUGCAAAAACUUAUGGAAAUCCUGUGUCGAGCACCAUACAUUCUUUCAGGCAAAGAAGCUACUACCUCAGGAAAAGAAUGUUCUGUCUCAGUACUGGACUCUGGGCUCUAGGAACCCCAAAAAGUCUGUAAAUAACCAGUAUUGCAAAAAAGUGAUUGGAGGGAUGGUCUGGAACCCGGCCAUGCAGAGAUCUUUAUCAGUGGAACAAUUAGAAACCAAGAGUCUACCGUCUCGGUCUCCACCUAUUACUCCCAACUGGCGAAGUCCUCGACUCCGGCACGAAAUCCGAAAGCCACGACACUCUUCCGCAGACAACCUUGUGAACGAAAUGACGUACAUCACUGAAACUGAAGAUGUGUUUUACACCUACAAGGGCUCCCUGUCCCCUAAAGACAGCGAUUCUGAGAUUUCUCAGAACCGAAGCCCACACCGAGAAGAAAUGAACUCUGUCCUGGCUUUUGUUUCCGAUGACUACCGCAUUUACAGUUCUGAAGCAUCGGCUUCUGAGGGCGAGCACCCGUUUGUCUGCCGGAGUAUAUCCGAGAACAACCCAGCACAAAGCUACCUGACCCAGAAGUCAUCCAGUUCUGUGUCUCCAUCUUCAAAUGCUCCAGGCUCCUGUUCCCCAGAUGGCGUCGAUCAGCAGUUCUUAGAGGACUUCCACAGGGUGACCAAAGGGAGCUCCAGCGAGGACUCCAGCCAGUACUACUGUGACAAGAAUGAUGGUGACGGCUACUUAGUCUUGAUCCGCAUCACACCAGAUGAAGAUGGAAAAUUUGGAUUUAAUCUAAAGGGAGGAGUGGAUCAAAAGAUGCCUCUUGUGGUAUCAAGGAUAAACCCAGAGUCACCUGCGGACACCUGCAUUCCUAAGCUGAACGAAGGGGAUCAAAUCGUGCUAAUCAACGGCCGGGACAUCUCAGAACACACCCAUGACCAAGUGGUGAUGUUCAUCAAAGCCAGCCGGGAGUCGCACACACGGGAGCUGGCCCUGGUGAUCAGGAGGAAAGCUGUCCACUCGUUUGCUGAUAUCAAAUCUGAAGGUGAACUGAACCAGCUUUUCCCAGAGGCCACUUUCCCCGUGUGUCCGGAGGGUGGGGACACGCUGGAGGGAUCCAUGGAACAGCUAAAGAAGGGCCUCGAAAGCGGGACGGUGCUGAUCCAGUUUGAGCAACUCUACAGAAAGAAGCCCGGUUUGGCCAUCACAUUUGCAAAGCUGCCUCAAAAUUUGGACAAAAACCGAUAUAAAGAUGUACUGCCUUAUGACACCACCCGGGUAUUAUUGCAGAGAAAUGAAGAUUAUAUUAAUGCGAGUUACGUGAACAUGGAAAUUCCUGCUGCUAACCUCGUGAACAAGUACAUUGCCGCUCAGGGACCCCUGCCACAUACCUGUGCACAAUUUUGGCAGGUAGUCUGGGAUCAGAAGUUGUCACUCAUCGUCAUGUUGACGACUCUCACAGAGCGAGGGCGGACCAAAUGCCACCAGUACUGGCCCUAUCCUCCCGAGGUCAUGGAACACGGCAGCUUUCACAUCCGCUGUCAGUCAGAGGACUGCACCAUCGCUUACGUGUUCCGGGAAAUGCUGGUCACGAACACCGAGACCGGAGAGGAGCACCCAGUGACGCAUCUCCAGUACGUGGCAUGGCCAGACCACGGCGUUCCCGAUGACUCCUCGGACUUCCUGGAAUUUGUAAACUACGUGAGGUCCCUGAGAGUGGAAGGUGAACCCGUCCUAGUUCACUGCAGUGCUGGGAUAGGUCGAACCGGUGUGUUGGUCACCAUGGAAACAUCCAUGUGCCUAAUCGAGAGGAACCUGCCCGUUUACCCACUGGAUAUUGUUCGGAAAAUGCGAGACCAGCGCGCCAUGAUGGUGCAGACAUCAAGCCAGUAUAAGUUUGUGUGUGAAGCGAUUCUUCGUGUUUAUGAAGAAGGCUUAGUCCAAAUGCUGGAUCCCAGUUAAGACGACUGUGAAGACGUUCAUUCCUCUUUCCCAAGGGCGUCCUCCUUCUCUCUGGAAGCAGCAAGAGGAAUUUGUAGGCUGUGGGAAAGGAAUGAGCAUAUUUGAACCCAGGCACUUUAAAUAUCUAUUAAAAGAAAAAGGUAUCGUGUACAUAGGAACUGUGUAGAUAACGCAUGCGGUUAUAGCACCAUUUAGGCCCGCACCUCCUCCGGAGAGAAAUAAGCAGAAGGGGAUCUCAGUUUGGGGCCUGUCCUAAUGCCUCCCUCCUUCUCCGUCUCCAUAUUCCUGUAAACCAUCCUUGGGCAAUUGAGAGGGGAUGCCAGCAGCCCUGUUGACCUCCCAGAAACGAGAUGGUGUGGCUGUUGAGAGUUGCUUGGAUGAGUUGUGUGUAUACGUGUAGAGGACUAAGGGCUGAGCUUUCCGUGUGUCUGGGCGGAGCCGGAACAGUCAGUGUUCACCUGCCCUGAUGCUAAUGAGAAACCCCAUGAAUGUACUGAACGGCAGCGGGUGGGUUGUCAGGCCGAGGGGCAAGCGGUGCCUUUUCUGCCCUCCCUUCCUUGGUCCCAUCUCCCUGCCACUUCCAACAUUGACGUUUCUGAGAAUCGUGUCCAAAUGCCCUGCCUUCUCCCUGCACUAGUGACCCUCCUCAGGUUCACACCAGUGCCUGAAUCGGGCAGUGCAGGUUUCGGGUGAGUUUUCAGUUGAGACUCUGAGAACAAGGACUCCCAGUGUUGUCCCACGUGUUCGUUUUUGGAGCAGGUGCCUCUUGCCUCUGCCUUCCUCUUGCUGUACACUCAGCACCCAGGACUGGAAUCAUCCACUACUGAAUCUAAGACAUGGAUUGCUGCUACUUCGAGCUAUUACACUUGAAACAUUACAAUUUUCCUGAGGGGAGAUGGGAUAUCACCUAAAUAUAUUCAGAAUCUUUGGCCCUUCUGAGAAAAGAUCGAGUCGUUGAGCCAUGGGAAACCCAGCUUCUAGAGGGUUGCCUGUGGAGGUGUGUGUGUGUCUGUGGGUUGUGUGUGCUCCCACGGGUGAGUGUUUCUCGGGAUUCCUAACUUGAUUCAAAUUACCGUUGAGUUUAUAUAAAGAAUGAGUCUCUGUAUAGAAGAACAAAUGUGUGCAUUCACUCUUAGUUACAAUGGUCUUCGUUUCAUUUCAAAGGAGAGGAUCAGACUAUCUGAAUAUAAACACAAUUUGAUGUUAAUUUAUUCUAAGUACACCAUGAUUUUGAUUGUCCUAAAGAAUUCUGCCUCUGUUAAUACUAUGUUAAUUUUUUUUUUAAUUUGUGACAGGAUUGUAGCAAAUUAUUAUUUAAGGAAAAUAAAUUACGUAAACAUUCUAAAGUGGUAUUUUGAAAUAGUGGUUUUAUGUAUCCAGAAGAAACAGCUAAGUAUCCAAUUUCUUAAUGGGAUUUGUAGAAAAAGGAUGGUUUCAUGUUAUAGUGCACUGAAAUGAGGCCAUUUUGAUGUGUAGCAAACUGGACUAGUUGAGUAGUUUCCUGAUCACAAACUGGGUAAAGACCUUUACGGUAGGGGCCAGGUUUCUAAAGGUUGUCUCCAGACCGAGCAUAUUUACCGCAUUCUUUACAUCUCUUCCCCACCGAUGUUUUACUGUUAAAUGGCCGGAGUGGAGGAAGGUGUUGCGUGCCGUGUCGUGAGCCAUGCUGUGCGACAGGAGACACCGAAGCCCCAUCCUUGUCAGCAUAAUGCCAGGCUAGCAGAGUGUAGCAGCAGAGUUUGGAGCUAAGGGAUACAGGAUUUGGUUUCUGAUUCCACUCAACAGCUCGCCCUAGGCCUAGUCACUUAUGAGCUUUACCUCCAUUUUCUCAUCUGUAAAAUAGGAGAAAUAAAUAAUACUGAGGACUUUGGGUUGAAUAUGAGGAUUGAAUAAGAUGAUGCUAUUAAAGUUUUCAUCAGCUGGAAUCUGACACUGCUCUGGCUGAAUUACUCUGGAAAGUUAAUUUAUCAGUGACUAGCCCCCAAAUCCAUGAAACAGAAGUAGAAUCAGCCGGGGUUUUGUAAGAGAAAAUCGCUUUUCUUCUCAAGAGAACCAAGGGCACAAAGGAGUAUCAUACAAGGACUUCUGGACUCAGAAAAUUCGAUCAGCCAGGCACCAAAAAAGAGGGAAAGCUGAAGUAAAUGUAAAUGCCAUCAGGAUAUUGAGCAAAUCAUUGCCUUUUGAUAAAAAGGCAUCAUCACCCUGUGUGUAAAAAGCUUGUGAAGUCUAAAUGAGUUUGGAGAUUUAUGUUUUAUUAUAUUUUUAAGAAACAAAUUGUUUCAUAUGGUUGAGGAAAUGCUGCCAUUAUUUUACAUCAAUUUCCAAAAAGCUUACCGAAGGUUGCAACCGGCCUUUUUCUGCCACUGUGCAGGCCAGUAGUUCAGACUCAGCAGACGUUACCGGGAACAAAAUCCAUGAAAUCCUGGGGAAGAACAAGACAGGAGAGUUAUCGAAAGGAAUAAAAUAUGCAAGUAGAUACUACAGAUGCUACUGAUUAAUUUGUGGAGUUCAAGAUUCCUGCUUCAUCACCUUAUACACUUAAGCAAUUAUACCUAAGAAGCCCGUUUUAGCCCUAAGUGAAGAACUUCAUCAAAAUCAGGAUAAAUAUUUUGCCUGGGAAAUUGGGGUAUGAAUGGAGAAGACAUUUACAUCCUGUGUUCUGGCACUCUCGGAAGAUCUAAUUAGACUCGUCGAUGUGCAGACAUAAAAUGGGAGAUCCCUCCUGGUGUCACUCCAUAGAACCUGCACUAGGUGUUUUGAUUUUCCAGAACAAGAGAUCCAACUCAAUUUGGUUGGGGGAGGAGCGGGGAGGGUUGGAUCACAAACUUGGGCUGGUCUUUAGUUCCUACCACAGUAAUUUAGACUUCAGUUUGCUUUGAGAUUAGCGUAGAUGCUGUUGCUGCAAAGUUGCUGGUUGAUGUUUUUUUGUUCCUCGUAGAAGUUACCAUAGAACCGGAGGCAACGAAGAGGCAGCGUCAAUGGGAAAGGGUGGGCAGAGGCAGGACGUGGGUCUAGAUUAGACUUAGACAAGAUGUGUCGCCCUCAGCCCUCACUUUCCUUCUAAGUAAAAGGGGGAGUUUGGGCUCGAGGGGAUGAGCUCUCUGGGUUUUUUCAACAUCUGCCACUCUGGGAGUCUGUUCCAGAGAGUCAAGGUUAAUCCUAAACCAAAACCUCCAGUAAGCUACUGGAGAGAGAUGUAUCUCGUUUCUGGAACUUGUCUCCAAGAGCUGGUCCCUCAGACCCUGGCAAAGACUCUGACCUCAGCCUGGGAAACCAAGCAGGGAGGGAGUCCGAUGGCCGGGCUGUCUGGCAUCUCUGUAACUCACGUUCCGUGUGGAGCAACCAAGGGAUUUGUGUUGUCAUGUAGUUUUGAAAAGUAUCUUAAUUGAUUAGCAAUAUUUUGUCUGUAAAUUUGGAGUGUUUUUCAUUCUGACCUGUUCUUUCAGUGACUCUACUGAAAAACAAUUUGAUCAAUAUAAAGACAUUCAAGCUAUGCAACA